AUGCCUUCCCGUUUCUCCAAGACUAGGAAGCACCGCGGGCACGUCUCUGCCGGUCACGGCCGUGUCGGCAAGCACCGCAAGCACCCCGGUGGUCGUGGUCUCGCCGGUGGUCAGCACCACCACCGUACCAACUUCGACAAGUUCCACCCUGGUUACUUCGGCAAGGUCGGUAUGCGCCACUACCACCUCCUGAAGAACCACGGCUACUGCCCGACCAUGAACGUCGACAAGCUUGUCUCGCUUCCCGAGGCCCAGGCUGACGUCCCCGCUGGCACCGUCCCCGUUAUCGACCUCGUCCAGCUCGGCACGUUCAAGCUCCUCGGCAAGGGCAAGGUCGACCGCCCCUUCAUCGUCAAGACCCGCUUCAUCUCGAAGCAGGCUGAGGAGAAGAUCAAGGAGGCCGGCGGUGUCGUCAAGCUCAUUGCCUAA
Molecule: messenger RNA, 429 nt
Organism: Cutaneotrichosporon cavernicola
Lineage: Eukaryota; Fungi; Basidiomycota; Tremellomycetes; Trichosporonales; Trichosporonaceae
Gene: RPL28
Exons: 5
Coding region: 1-429 (142 amino acids)
Biological process (GO): translation
Cellular component (GO): cytosolic large ribosomal subunit; ribosome
Molecular function (GO): structural constituent of ribosome
Source: RefSeq, a predicted model, not a curated record